CAAAAUCGGCGACAAUUGGCUCAACAAUUGGGCCAAAAAGUGGCGGUCAAUGGGUUUAACAUACACUACGAAAGGGUGGGCACCGGUCAGCACACAGUACUCUUACUUCCCGGCGGGUCGACCCGAACCGACUUUGGGGCCCAACUCGAGACUAUGAAUCGGGAGGCGUUCACUUUGAUAGCGUGGGAUCCGCCCGGUUAUGGUUACAGUCGACCCCCGGAGCGGGACUGGAAUGACUAUUAUCGACGCGACGCCAAAGUGGCCGCACAAUUCAUGAAGGCGUUAGGUGUGGCCAAGUAUUCACUGCUGGGUUGGAGCGACGGCGGGAGCACUGCGUUCAUCAUUGCGGCCGCGAAUCCGCUGAGUGUUCACAAACUGGUGGUCUUCGGGACCAACGCUUACGUGUCGGCUGAAGACAAUCGGCUACUGUUGGACAUACAGGACGUAAACAAAUGGCAUCCGAAGGCCCGACAGGCCUAUGAGGACGUGUACGGACCGGACGUUUUUAGGCGCCUGUGGGCCGACAUUAUUGCCGCACAAUUGCGAUACCACGACAUUUGUAGAUCAGAUUUGGCGGCCAUUAAACAGCCGACUCUUAUACUUCAUGGUGAUAGGGAUCCGCUCGUGGACCCCAUGCAUCCGGAGUACCUCCUGAAGCACAUACCCAGCGCCCGGAUCCAUCGGUUCCCUACCGGUGGACAUAAUAUUCAUAUGACAUUUUGCGAUGAAUUUAAUGAAAUUGUUGAACAAUUUUUGCUUCAAUAGUGAUACUAUCAUAUACUCUAUACAACACAAUUAAAUUGCAUUUAUUGUGCUUUAUUAAUAUAAUUAUUUUUAUUAUUAUUAUU
Molecule: messenger RNA, 848 nt
Organism: Medioppia subpectinata
Lineage: Eukaryota; Metazoa; Arthropoda; Arachnida; Sarcoptiformes; Oppiidae
Source: the annotation of a GenBank genome assembly